GCAAGGGGGCCAAUAUCCUGACGGGGAGAUUUGCUAAGGAGAGUUUAAACUAGAAUUGUUGGGGGGUGGGAACCGAACUGAAUAGACUGGGGAAGAGGAGGUUGGCUCACAAAUAGAGAAAGCUUGUAGACAGUGCGAGAGGGAGGAUAGGGACGCGCUCAGACCGAAGGUCUAUUUUAACGCAAGGCAAUACGGGGAGAAAAGAUGAGGUUCGAAGGUAAGCUAGUCAAGAAUAUAAAGGAGGAUAGUAAAAGCUUCUUUAAAUAUGUGAAGAGGAAAAAAAAGUUAAGACCAAAGUUGGGCCCUUGAAGGCAGAAACGGGCGAAUUUAUUAUGGGGAACAAGGAAAUGGCAGACGAGUUGAACAGGUACCUUGGAUCUGUCUUCCUAGGGAAGACUCAGACAAUCUUCCAAACGUAAGUGGCUAGAGGACCUAGGGUAACAGAGAAACGGAAGAAAAUUCAUAUUAGGCAGAAAAUGGUGUUGGGUAGACUGAUGGAACUGAAGACUGAUAAAUCCCCGGGGCCUGAUGGUCUGCAUCCCAGGGUACUUGAGGAAAUGGCUCUGGAAAUCGUGGAUGCAUCGAUGUUGACUGUUGGACGGUGCAGAAGGCAGGCAGAUAUCAAUUCUCAGGCAGUUGCAUGUCUGUUGGGUACAGCCGAAACCAGCCCAGAUGUUGUGCAGCUGCUGAGGGGCCACAUAUUGUUUCAGGACCUGGGAAACGCAGGGCUACAUUUUAUUCCACCUGCGGUCCUGCGUCUCCAGUACUUGGAGGAGCUACACCUGGAGGGGAAUCAGAUUGAGGAGAUCCCAGCAGAGAUUGGUUCACUACGAAGACUCAGGGUUUUGUACCUGAACAACAACAGCUUGAGCAGGAUCUGUGAUCAGCUUGUGGAGUGCCAGAACCUCCAGAGUUUGGAUCUGAGUAACAAUCCGCUGGAUUGUGGUAUCCCCACACAGGUACUAUGCCAUCUCCAGGCAUUGCAGGAACUACGCUUGUCCAAUCUGAAUCUAGUGCAGCUUCCAGCCCAGAUCUGUAAGAAACUGCAUCACCUCCAGUUGCUGGGAUUAUCAGGGAACAGUCUGACAACCUUACCCUGUGAGAUCAGGAACCUGACCCAACUGCAACAACUUCACUUGAAGAGCAACAAGUUGCAUGGUUUGCCGCCAGGAUUUUGCCAACUACUAAAGCUGGAAGUUUUGAAUUUGAGACAGAAUUUAUUGAAUUGUCUUCCUGAUGAUAUUGGUUCUCUGAAAAACUUAAAGCAUUUAUACUUGAGCCACAACAAGCUCACAACCAUGCCGGAAUCCCUUGACAAAUGUCUGAGUAUGUGUGUAUUAGAUAUUAGUGGAAAUAGACUACAUGCCAACGUCAAAGCAUUGCCAGCCAGUUUGACUGAAUUAGCUGUCUCUGAUAAUCAGCUUCACAUAUUUCCAACAGCUAUCUGCAAUUUGGCUGACUCCUUACAGCUCCUCUAUUUGAAAAACAUACAGUUAAAGAAAUUAAGCUAUUGUUUCUCCAAUUUGACAGAAAUUCGCUUCUUGGAUCUCAGUCAAAAUCUUUUUAGGUACUUCCCAAAGCAAAUAUGUGACCUGUCUCAUUUGGAAAUGCUCUCGCUGGAUGACAAUAAAUUAAAAGAGGUGGCUGCCGAAAUAAGGAACUUAACUAAGCUGAAGAUUCUUGGUCUGACUGGAAACAGGUUCCGGACUUUUCCACAGGAGAUCUGCUUCAUUGAUUCUCUGGAGAAAUUGUACUUGGGACAAGAUCAUGGGAUAAAAUUAAUCCAUGUACCUGAGGAGAUCACCCACCUUGUGAAACUGAAGGAAUUGUAUCUUGAGAACAAUGAAAUUGAGUUUUUGCCAUCAACGAUUGGGCUACUCCAGAACCUGACUGUACUUGACUGUCAUGAAAACCGUCUGUUGGAGAUUCCUGACUCAAUAUCAGAUAUUCAAGGAUUACAGAAGCUUCUACUGAACUGUAAUCGCAUAUCUCAUCUCCCAGCAAACUUAGAUCAUUUGCAAAAUCUGGAAAUUCUAUACCUGGAGAGAAACCCAUUGGAGAAGCCUUUGGAUGAAAUUUGCCUGCAUGGAGUUUCUGCCAUAUUCCAGUACCUACAGACAAAGAGGAUCCAAAAGAUCAGUGCAACCAAGAUCCAGGCCUGGUGGCGUGGCUUAAUGGUGCAGAAGGAACUGGGUCCUUUUCAGAAUUUGUUUCCAAAGAAAAACAAAAAAGGGAAAAAGAACCAGAAAAAUAAUAAAAAGAAAGGAAAGAAAAAGUAAAAUAAAUCCUGGAAACUGCGAGUAAAUAACUUAAAAUAGUAGAGCUUUUGAUAUCAGUUCUCUGAUUUAUGGACUUGGGGCAAGAAACGACCAUUGAGGCUCAAGCCUGUAGCUUCUGGUUUUACCUCAUUACCUUACCUUCAUCUUUCUAACUUGUAAGAAACGACCAUUGAGGCUCAAGCCUGUAGCUUCUGGUUUUACCUCAUUACCUUACCUUCAUCUUUCUAACUUGUACCAAUUCUGACAAUGCAAGUUGUUAACAACAGAGAAAACAUAGAAACGCAGAAAACCGGCAGCACAAUACAGGCCCUUCAGCCCACAAAGUUGUGGCAAACAUGUCCCUACCUUAGAAAUUACUAGGGCUACACCACACUGGACCAGAUAAUUUUGAAAACACCGGUUUCACGUUAAAAUGAUAGGCAUCCACACUAUGCGUUUUUGAAAAUAUCUCUAUCCACAUUGAAACAGAGAUUUCGGCGAAUCUCUUCCUGUUGCGCAUGCGCAGGACAUACCUACCGAAAACAAGCAACAUGUUUGUUGUCGAAUCUCUCUGUAAAAGUGCACGCUUGUGUAGUUACAGACUAGAAAAACUUAAAACGAUGGACAGCUGUUGGCUCUCACACAGGAGAACUUAAAAGUAAAAAAAAACAAAUACUGGAGCGUACGGAGGUAACCGACGGAAUUCACGGACUGUAUGACCCAGCUUCUGUUGCAUUAAUAAAGCACCUUGUUAAAUGUAUAAAACAUGUCUGCAUCAGGGUUAUCUUGUAUUUCCAUACAAUGUUACAUUAGGCUGUUACACAUCUAUUGUCAGAGAAGUACUUGCAUAAAUAGGUAAACCACCUUCAUACGAGCAAGGACAGAAAAUGGCAAAGUGAGUACAGUAUACUUAUUUAUUCAGUAAGUUAUGGGUCAAAGUAUUUAGUGAGUACAUUUCUAACUCUUCUGGCUUUAGUCUUGUUGCCGUCUGUUCUGAAAUUGGUAGGUUGCGUUCAAGAAAACAAUGAAAUAGCAUGCUGCCGUCUGACAGCGUUUUCAAAAGACUCCGGUUACUCUGUCCACACUGAUCUGCCCGAGCAGCGUUUUCAAAAAUACCCACCCUGGAAAGCGUUUCUGAAAAGCUUUGGUUUCAGGGGACGAAAAUGCUAUUUUAGUGUGGACGGAGGGUAAAAACGAAGAGAAAAAGUUUCGGUAACAGAUUUAUCUGGCGUAGUGUGAAUGUAGCCUAGGCUUACGCAUAGCCCUCUAUUUUUAUAAGCUCCAUGUACCUAUCCUAUUAAAAGACACUAUUGUAUCCGCCUCCACCACCAUUGUUGGCAGCCCAUUCCACACACUCACCACUCUCGUGAGUAAAAACUUUCCCUGACAUCUCCUCUGUACCUGCUCCACAGCACCUUAAACCUGUGUCCUCUUGUGGCAACCAUUUCAGCCCUGGGAAAAAGACUCUGACUAUCCACACGAUCAAUUUCCUCUCAUCACCUUAUACACCUCUAUCAGGUCAUCUCUCAUCCUCCGUCACUCCAAGGAGAAAAGGCUGAGUUCGCUCAACCUAUUCUCAUGAGGCAUGCUCCCCAAUCCAGGCAACAUCCUUGUAAAUCUCCUCUGCACUCCUUCUAUGGCUUCCACAUCCUU
Hypanus sabinus (Atlantic stingray) is the source of this 3911-nucleotide messenger RNA. Its product is annotated as leucine-rich repeat and IQ domain-containing protein 4-like. Gene Ontology annotation, molecular function: protein binding. The record is from RefSeq and is a predicted model, not a curated record. The coding region runs from base 477 to 2279 and encodes 600 amino acids. NCBI's taxonomy places the organism in Eukaryota, Metazoa, Chordata, Chondrichthyes, Myliobatiformes, Dasyatidae. The transcript has 6 exons.